AUGGAUCUAGGGGACUCUCUCAGUCAAGAUGGAUUUGGACAGCCUGAAGACAAGCCUCGACCUCUCCCUGCAGAUCUCCCCACGUCUCUCGACGACCGGAGACAUGUGCCCAACGAGCAUCUCAUCACCGAGACAGAGAUGUACGAUGGCUGGCAAGGCCAGUCCCAGUUCCUUACGACACCGGCUAUAGCAAAGCCCCUAAACUUCGGAAACCUGUCGCUGAACGAUCACGACUACGAAGAUGAUAUUAUGAAAGGACCUUCGGAUAGCGAUACACGAUUAAUGGAAAUGCUGGCCGCCCAGGCAGCGCACCAGGCUGCUCCUGCUUUCGAGAACGAAGACGAGGUUGUGAAUAGCGAAACUCUGUCCGAGGCAGAGAAGAAAGAAAAGCUCCAGAAAGCCCUCAACAUGGCUGCGAGCAACGGCGAUGUCGACAGGAUUCGAAAGCUUCUCAACGGAAAGGCAAAGGGGUAUCUCGAGCUGGACGCCGAAGACGAAGACGGAACACCACCGCUUAUCUAUGCCAGUUGCUUUGGCCACGAACCCGUUGUUCAGGCAUUGAUUGAUGCGGGCGCCGACGUUAACAAACAAGACCGCAAUCAGUGGACAGCUCUCAUGUGGGCUAUGACAAACCGACAUAAGGGCAUCGCAAAACUACUUCUUGACAACAACGCAUCUUCCGAUCAAAAGACGUCAUCAGGACGGACAGCAUUUGAUUUUGUUCCUCCGGACAGCGAGAUGUCAUUUUACCUUCACGAUAAUGGCUACAAUAUUGGCAGCGCAGGCACGGAUGAUUUCUACCGACCCGGUUUCUCCCAGGAUCGAUUCGAGGAAGAGAUGGCUGAGAAUGAGAUGCGAAGACGGCUUAUGAUGGAGAGUGCCCGGGAUCUCGAAGUCGAUCUAGGAAACGUGGGCAUGGAUGAUCAGCCUGAGCCUGUCGACGAAUUCGAGGAAGAUCAGCAAGAGUUUGACUGGAAUCGUUGUUUACAUGACCAGAUGUUUGUCUUUCAAGAGCACGAGCUGGAACGCAUACUGGAUAUAGUCAUCACCAACAUGACGCCUCAAAGAUCACCGACGCAGAAACCUGUCCCGGCAAACAUGAUAUUCCUUAGCGCAAGGUAUGCGCAUUACCAUUCCAGCCCUGAGCUUCUAGAGCGACUUUUAGUGUCAGCUAUGGACUGCAUCAACGAUGUUGUUGAGAAGUGUCAGUGGGAUAUGACUAUCUUAGCCUUCUGGAUUUCAAACGCCACUCUUCUCCUUCAUUACCUCAAGAAGGACCCGGGACUUUUUCAAGCGACGGGUGAGUUCCAGGCUCAGCUUGCGGAGUUGAUAAACGAAAUCUUUAUUCUCAUCGUGCGAGAUGCUGAGCGACGCCUGGACAAGGUCCUGGAUGCGGCCAUGCUGGAACACGAGACUAUCCCCGGAUUCGAGGACAUUGCGUUUCAAAAUGAGUGGAAGCUGUUCAAGCGAAAGACACAAGUCAAGGAAGAGCCGCUGGAAAAGCGCUUCCGGCCACCGUCACCGAAGCAGCGAGCAAAGCCAGCGCCUCGAAACGUUACCUCCCUCCUCUCCUCUACACUCUUUGUGCUUGACCUUUACGACAUUCACUCGGUGAUAACAGCCCAAAUUAUCUCCCAGCUUAUCUACUGGAUUGGAGCAGAGCUUUUCAACCGUAUCAUGUCAAAUCGAAAGUACCUGGCAAGAACAAAAGCCAUGCAGAUUCGCAUGAACAUAUCCAUACUUGAGGACUGGGCCCGGACAAAUAAUAGACAAUCAGAACAUUUUGAAGGGGGUGAAAUGCGCGCUUCAGGAGACACAACGAUGGAUGCUGCUCGAAGACAUCUUGCACCAGUUAUUCAGCUACUACAGUGGCUUCAGUGCUUUUCGUCUCUCAAUGGAGAUGAUAUGGAGGCUCUGAUCAUUACACUUCAGCAGCUUAAGCGAUUGAGCCCCCAGCAGCUCAUUCAUUCAGCCAACCACUACAGACCGGAGGUGGGUGAAAAGGGGCUACCAAAAAGUGCUAUGAAAUACCUUAUCAAUCUACAAAAAGAGGCAGCACUAAAGCGAGAGAGACGGCGGAGUGGCAUACCUUCACCGCAAAGGUCGGGCCAGGACAGCACGCCGGUGACACCGAUAAGGGGCCGGUCAAACGGCGGUCAUCUUGAAACUCCCGGAAGUGUCGCUACUCCUGUUCAGGACGACUGGUCCGAUGAUGAGGACGCACCCGAGCACCUCCUAUUAGACCCGGCCCUCAUGUUGCCUUUCGUGCUGCCGUCAGUAACUGACAUGCUCGUGACGUAUGGCGCUGGGCUCGGUGGAGUGAACCGUGAGAGAGCGCGCAAAUAUAUCCCCACAGUACCGCCGGAGUUUCUUGAAAAGCUGGAGGUGAGUGGCGGAACCAGGAAGGGACCUAUGUUUGGUGAAGCGGACUGGGAGAACGAAGAAGUCUAG
This is a messenger RNA of Fusarium sp. VM40, 2451 nucleotides long. Lineage: Eukaryota; Fungi; Ascomycota; Sordariomycetes; Hypocreales; Nectriaceae. The record is from the annotation of a GenBank genome assembly.